AUGAUGCAAGCCACUAGCGAGCAACACGAUGAAUAUGCAGCGGCGAUCAGUUCGCAGAUCAAGCCCCACAAGGGCCCGAGCAAGCCCCGGAUGUUCAAGCGAUCAAUCAAGAUUCUGCCCAGCAAGGCUGAGGUUCGCUAUUUACCUCCCGGCCACAUGCGUGACUAUUGGCUUCAGAUGAAUGUUUUGAGAGAUGGCCAACCUCCCAUAUCCUUCGCUCAGUUUUGGCGUGUCUGGUCCUCGGAAUUUACUCAUUUGAAAUUCAGACAAGAAAGCCAACAUGCUCAGUGCAACGAAUGCAUUCGCCACAAAAUGUUGAUCAAAGAGUUCUCCAGUCAUCUUCUGGCCCGGCGAGAACAAGUACGAUUGUACACAGAACAUUUGAAGGCCCAGUACGUGGACCGAAGAUGUUAUUGGGCCAGCAGAGGUUUAUCCAGGAUGAAAAAUGGUGCUCACAUAUGCGUGAUCAUUGACAGUAUGGACCAGGGAAAGACAAGUAUACCUCGUUCUGAUCUCACUCGGGCUAAGGAUCUCAGCACAUUGCAAAAGCCCAAAUGUCACCUCACAGCCGUCAUCGUGCACGGCUGGUUCAUCAUGAUGUGUCUGUCCGAUGCGGACCUUCCCAAGAAUUCGAGUGUCAUGAUCGAGAUUAUGUGUCACGUUCUUUCCAGACUUCAGCAGCAAUCUUGCUGCUUGGCACAACAUCACUUACAUAUUCAAUGUGAUAAUACCCCCCGGGAGAUGAAAAACAACCCGUUCAUGAAGUGGAUGGCAGCGAUGACGGGACAAGGAGUGCUGCGGGAAUGUUCCCUGCAGCAGCUCAGAAGCGGCCAUAGCCAUGAGGAUAUAGAUCAAGUCUUUGGCGGUUUGGCAACUUUCCUAGCCUCGAAAGGCCGACAGGCCCAGACUCCUGAUGACCUUAUGGCUGUCAUCCAGAAUUUCCUCCAGGACUACAAGCGACCGUAUGAAGCCGGGCGAGUGGUUUUGAAACUGGACGGAGCUCGGGACUGGUGCUUGGGCGACCGAAUGCUUAAAUGUUGCUGCUUGAUUGUCUAUGCGUGUGGGCAUUAG
This is a messenger RNA of Symbiodinium necroappetens, 1071 nucleotides long. Lineage: Eukaryota; Dinophyceae; Suessiales; Symbiodiniaceae. The record is from the annotation of a GenBank genome assembly.